Messenger RNA from Tupaia belangeri chinensis (Chinese tree shrew), 594 nucleotides. RefSeq names its product collagen alpha-1(XIX) chain. Bases 1 to 594 code for a protein of 197 amino acids. NCBI's taxonomy places the organism in Eukaryota, Metazoa, Chordata, Mammalia, Scandentia, Tupaiidae. The record is from RefSeq and is a predicted model, not a curated record. The transcript has 10 exons.
AUGGAAGAAGUUUCUUCUGCAGAUACAACACAGGUUGUGAUUUUCUGCUUUGGUCAGAGUGUAGCUGGUGCCUCUAGUUUUCAAGAAAUGACAGUGAGCGAGGGGAGACUAAAAGGUAGCGAGGGACCGCCUGGGAAGCCCGGACCACCUGGACCACCUGGUGUACCAUUCAAUGAAGGAAAUGGCAUGAGCAGUUUAUAUAAAAUCCAGGGAGGUGUGAAUGUUCCCAGUUACCCAGGGCCACCUGGUCCCCCUGGCCCAAAAGGCGAUACUGGCCCAGUGGGAGAGCCUGGUGCAAUGGGGUUGCCAGGACUAGAAGGAUUUCCAGGUGUGAAGGGAGAUCGGGGCCCAGCAGGUCCUCCGGGAGUAGCCGGGAUAUCGGGAAAACCUGGUGUCCCAGGGCCACCAGGCGUCCCAGGGGAACCGGGUGAGAGAGGGCCUGCUGGAGAUAUAGGUUUCCCUGGACCAGAAGGACCCUCAGGAAAGCCGGAUUUGAAUAAUCAGUUUCCAAGGAAGGAAGAACAAGUUCCACGAAUGGAUUCUUUUGAGACAUGGACAGGUUGUUCUCGUGAGUUUCUUAGGCCUCCGUUGUGA